Molecule: messenger RNA, 1087 nt
Organism: Arabidopsis thaliana (thale cress)
Lineage: Eukaryota; Viridiplantae; Streptophyta; Magnoliopsida; Brassicales; Brassicaceae
Gene: DUO1
Product: myb-like HTH transcriptional regulator family protein
Exons: 3
Coding region: 77-979 (300 amino acids)
Cellular component (GO): nucleus
Source: RefSeq, marked reviewed
CAAAACCCAAAGAAACUUCCGCACACAAAAACAGAGAAGAACAAAAACACAAAAUCGAGAGAGAGAUCGAUUAGCGAUGAGGAAAAUGGAAGCGAAGAAGGAAGAGAUAAAGAAAGGUCCAUGGAAAGCCGAAGAAGACGAAGUACUCAUCAACCAUGUCAAGAGAUACGGUCCUCGUGAUUGGAGCUCCAUUCGAUCCAAAGGUCUUCUUCAACGCACCGGCAAAUCCUGUCGUCUUCGUUGGGUCAAUAAACUCCGUCCCAAUCUCAAAAAUGGAUGCAAGUUCUCGGCUGACGAAGAGAGGACUGUGAUUGAGUUACAAUCUGAGUUUGGUAACAAAUGGGCGAGAAUCGCUACGUAUCUACCGGGAAGAACUGAUAACGAUGUGAAGAAUUUCUGGAGUAGCAGACAAAAGAGACUCGCUAGGAUUCUUCAUAACUCCUCUGAUGCAUCGAGUUCGAGUUUCAAUCCCAAAUCUUCUUCUUCUCAUCGACUCAAGGGCAAAAACGUCAAACCAAUCCGUCAAUCCUCUCAGGGUUUUGGUUUGGUUGAGGAAGAGGUUACAGUUUCUUCUUCAUGUUCCCAGAUGGUUCCUUAUUCAUCUGAUCAAGUUGGUGAUGAAGUCUUGAGGUUGCCGGAUUUGGGUGUUAAGUUAGAGCAUCAGCCUUUCGCUUUUGGCACUGAUCUUGUCCUAGCAGAGUACUCUGACUCACAGAAUGAUGCAAAUCAGCAAGCAAUCAGCCCUUUCUCUCCAGAAAGCAGAGAGCUUUUGGCUAGACUUGACGACCCUUUUUACUAUGAUAUACUUGGACCAGCUGAUUCUUCUGAGCCAUUGUUCGCUCUCCCUCAGCCGUUCUUCGAGCCUUCGCCUGUGCCGAGAAGAUGCAGACAUGUUUCAAAGGAUGAAGAAGCUGAUGUUUUCUUAGACGAUUUCCCAGCUGACAUGUUUGAUCAGGUUGAUCCAAUCCCAAGUCCUUAGAUUGUUGAUUUUUUGUUUGUAGAUGGUUUCCUUUGUGUGUUUAGGUCUAUAAUCUAACUACAUUCUUAUGUAAUGACAAUUCUUGUUCCCUUGUUAUUAUGUGAAGGA